Bemisia tabaci is the source of this 5360-nucleotide messenger RNA. RefSeq names its product calcium channel flower (gene fwe). Gene Ontology annotation, biological process: vesicle-mediated transport. Gene Ontology annotation, cellular component: membrane. Lineage: Eukaryota; Metazoa; Arthropoda; Insecta; Hemiptera; Aleyrodidae. The record is from RefSeq and is a predicted model, not a curated record.
CAAUCUAUGCUAAAACUUGUUUUCAUCGGUCAUCCAUCCAAGCGGGGGGUGAAUUGAUUUCUGCUCGUAAAUUUUUUUCAGCUUCCUGAAAGACAAUAUUCAUAGAAUAUUUAUAGUUCCUUUCAUCUCAAAACUUCCCUCCAUCAUCAGCAGUUAUGUCGUUUGCAGAAAAAAUUGGAUCUUUGAUGCAAAGACCCAAUGAGGAUCUCGUUGAUAAAGAUGAAGUCCCAACUUGGAUGAAGUAUGCUGGUCGAGGAUUAGGCACAGUUGGUGGUGGAUUUGCAAUUUUCCUCGGACUAUGGACCUGCCUUGGCAUCCUUCUUGCAGAUGUUCAAUGUCUACUAGGUGGCAUGUGGCAGAUUUUGGCAGGUUUUGCAACCAUUGUCAUUGAAGCCCCGUGUUGCUGUGUUUUCCUAGACCAUGUACAAACAAUAAGUGACAAAGUUGAUAAAAGACCCUAUUGGAAUAGAGCCGCAUUCUACAUGGUAAUUGGUAUUCCUGCUAUUUUCAUGUGUCCUGGACUUUCUACACUAAUGGGUAGUGGUUUAAUUUUUGGAACCGGAAUUAUAUACGGAAUGAUGGCUCUUGGAAAAAAAGCAUCAGCAGAGGAAAUGAGGAAUGCAGCAUCCGCCAUUACGCCCCCUAGCAAUUUACCUCAUCAACAGUACCCAACAGGAGGAGUGCCAAUCGGUUCUCGAGCAAAUUUAGUCGAUAGUGCACAACCUAUUGGUUCAUCUAAUCGCUUUGAUAGUGGUGUUUGACAACUCUCCAUAGAUCCUAGGUAUUUGUUAAAAAGAGUUGUCUUAGCAACUAAAAUUUUCCCAAGAAAUCGUUGAAGGUCAAAAAAGUGUCAAAUUGUUGAUUGAUAUUACAUUCUCCUCUCAUCUUGCGUGCCUCAGCAAGACAGUUGAGUACAAAACCUUAUAGAUGUAUCAAACUCUCAAAUGAUAAAAUGUGUAAAAAUUAGUCAGAUACUAAAAAAUCUUGUUGCUUGUUAUAUAAUAUAUCUUUUAAGCCGCUUAUCAUAAUCUUUUCCUCCAUCUUAUGUGAAAUUGUUUUUAUUUCUCUCUUGUUCUAGUUAAAGCCCAUUCACCCAUGUUGUAAUAUGCCAUUUCAAGCAAAUAUACCGUUUACCACAAUAUUAAAUCCAAUUCAAUGGCAGUUAGGAUCAUAAUUUUUCAUGUUACAGUUGAAAAAUCAACAUUUUAAUUGCAAGAGUAGUGAAGAAGAAAAUAUUUCAAGUAAUUUUUCUUUCAAGUAAUUUUUCUUUCAAGUAAUUUUUCAAAAUCACGAGGAAAAAACUUUUCUAUCCACAGCUAUUAAACUUUCCAGGUUCAUUAUUAAUGUAGCAGGGUACUUUACCUUGAUAUUUUGUAAAAUUGUAUUAGGCAAAGAGUCAAGCAAGGAACAAACUCAAUUAAAAUUGAGGAAGUAGAUUUACUUCCUCAAUUUUAAUUUUGAUGAUUAUCAAUGUGACAGCUAAUUUCAACCAUUUUUAUCAUUGAAAAACCAUCUUGUUUUCCCAAUUUUUUACUUAGAUUAUUGUUUGAGUUUACUAUUGCAUCAGUUCAACCUCAUGCUUUUUUGUAAAAUGAUUUUUUUGUUUAAUGCUAAAUCUCUUCAGAUUUUUCUCCUCACUCGGAUAGAUUGUUAAAGCGAACAUACCAGAAAAUUCAACUAAUUAGCACUAUUCAGCAGCUCAAUACAUCCUUGAGAAUAAAAUUGUAUCCAAUAAAAAGCUAAUGCAGCAGUCAAUGAUUGGCCUCUAAGCUUUUGUAUUUUCUGAAAACUAGUUGUUACAUUUUGGCUCGUUCAGCUAAGUACCUCAUGGCUUUUAUGAUCCCAAGAUGAGUUUUUACAUCAACAACUGGCAUGGUCACAACCUAUUUUCUUCAUCAUCUAAGUUUAUAUUUUCUUUUUCUCAUCCAUUUUUUAUGCAGAAACAUUUAUUCAGCUGUCACCAAACGGCAAACAAGUAUUACCUCUGUCCAAAUUGAUUAUUUUAGGAUAACACAAUACAGCAGUUAGAGACAGAAUAAAUUUAUUUCAAUGAAAUCGAAGGCUAAUGUGAAUUUUGUUGAAUUUUUUUGGACAUCUUGUCAUCUACCUGUUUUAAUGAAAAUGUGUUUUAUUGUAUCAUUGUAUCAUGUUAUGCUUUUCUCUUUUUUUUCUUGGUCCGUCUGUGAAAUAAUUAGUAUUUAAAUUAAGGACCUGUCGUUCUUUAGAGUUGCUUACUUUAAUUAUGCAGUUUAAGAAUAUUUAAGGCGAUAGGUGAUUUUCGAAUAAAGUCCUCGAUUUUUAGGUUGAGCAGUGCUUGAAGAUGCAUUUCAUGAUAAAAUAUGUGAUAAAUAAAUUUCUAACCGAAUGCUAUUGGUGACAAACAAUGGUAAAAUAAUGUGUAUCAAUGCUGAAAAGAUGUCUCUUAUAUUUUAAGUAAUAUCCUGCCACUCAGCAAGGGUGUCAUCAACCGCAUUUCUCAUUACAUCCUAAUCUAAAGAUGUUGACCACACCUUCUCUGAGAUAAAGCUGAUUUUGUCUUUUGAAAGCUAUUGCAAUAUCUUUAUUUUUUUCCUCAUGAAUUUUCCUCAACUCUCCAAUUAUUCAGUUGAUUUAAUAAGGUCUAAAAGAUUAUUUAAGUGUACAAAACUCCUAAUUUGUGCAUCUUUCAUCCGCAACAUGAGAUUUAAUUGUAUAGGCUACUUUAUACCACUAUCCAUUUUUUCCAUAGGAAUUGGAUUAAUUAUCAAAGUUUGUAGGGUUCUGUCAAACACCUAGAUAAUGUUUUGAAUGUGUCUAAAAGUUUCAAAGAGAGCUCAAGAGCACACCAUUGACCGUAGUUUUGUAGUAUAGCUUUUUUGCAUUUCUGUAUAAGCUAUGCUGUGCAAUAGUUCUUAUCUCUCACAGAACUCACAUUUCCUAGAGUUGAGUGGAUAAUUUUGAGUUUAUUUACAACUCACUGGGCAAGACUUUUUCAUCUCUGGAUCCAUGACAGCUAAAGUAAUAGAGACUCAUAUUAGCUAAGAGAAUCCAUCAGCUACUUGUAUAUGGGGUACGUUUUUGUAGAUUUUGGGCUCCUGAAAGCUAACUGCUAAACAUCACAUCACCAGUUAAGGAGCAUAGUCUUUAAAUUUUUUUUGAAAAAAAACAUUUUACAAUUAGUAAAACAGCAAAUCCUAAUUUUUUCCAUAUCUAAGUAAGAAUGUAGGGAAAGUUUUAAUCCACCUUCGUUCUGAAGAUGUUGAGCCUGUAAUAAGUUAAUUUAAAUAAUUGUCCCAUCUUAUUGAGAUGAAAGACGUAGUUACACCAGUGUUUUCUAUGAAUCCUUCAUUGCAGCAUGAAUGUUAUUCUGAUUAAAAGUUAUUUUUGUCCAUGCGUUUAAUGAGUUGUGCAAGUGAGCCCUCUAAACAGUCAUUGUUCAAGCUCUGACGCACAGAUUUAAUGGAUGAAAUCUCAUCCAAGUUACAGCAGAGAAUAAUAAUUUCUUAAAUUUGCAAUUAAUGAGUCAUCAAUGUAUUCUUUCAUUUUUACUUAAUGUAAGUAUGUAUUAACCAAUCACACUUUUUUGUGUGCACGUUGCAUUUAAAUGAUAUCAAGCUUGCUUAAAAUUGAUAUUUCAUACAGCAUUGUAACCCCCUUCCCGUCCCAUUCCUCCAAUCAAGAAAUGUUGAAUUCAUUAUUGAUUGAACUACGCUCCUUGGAGCUUCUAAUUUCUUCACUAUCAGUGUUAUACCUGGAGGUCAUCUUCAAAAUGAGAAAUUAUCACCAUUCUCCCUUGCCUUUCAUUUGUUUUACACAUUUGUCCAAACCAUCUGGACCUUUAGGAAACAAGGCUUUAACUGAGAGCAUUUUGCCCUCCAGCUUUACAUUUUUGUUCUAGUGCCGAUUAAGUGCACUCAUCAUGUAUUCCUCUUGUCAUCCUUUCGUUUUGAAUUGUUGCAUCCCUUAUCUAAGAAAAAAAUCUUGCUUUUUUGUCAAAAAUAGUUCAACUUCUCCACAUAAGUAUACAGUUAUACUCAACUCAUAAACUUUAGUUCCCACUCAGAAUAUUUUAUGAACAAGAUACUGCUUUCUUCCAAAUUAAGAAACAAUAUUUUUUACUCUCAUCGCUGAUGUAUCCAAUCCAAAUUUGAAGAUACAUAUCUCCUCAAAAUCCCAAUAUCAUGCAUCCCAAAUCUAUUGAAGAAUUCCUUAUUUUUAUAGCCCCUACUUGUUGAUCAAUCAAUUUUACAUUCCAAAUUCAUUUAUCAAAUUUUAGGACUUUCUAACCUUGUUCAAAUUUUAAUCUGAUGUCUUUUUGAGGACUAUUUUUUUUCUUAUUUUUCCUUAUCCCUAUUCUCAUUCCUUAUCUGGUUAGUUCUGAUCUUAAUUUCUAGCGUAAUUUGAGAUCAAUUUCUUUAAUUCAUGUUCUUUCUUAAAUGGGAACUGCCUGCAGUAAAACAAGUGCAUAUUAUGAUAAGUAAAUUUGUGCAAAAAAAAAAAAAAAAAAAAAAAAAAAAAAAAAAAAAAAAAAUGUAAGAUGUUAGUCCGUUGAAGGGCUGAGAUUAAUUUAUCAUUCUUCUCUUCCUUUUCUCCUAUCAUCAAUUCAUCAAUUAGAUUCUUUUUUAAGUGUAUUUCUUUAGUAGGUACUUAAUUUAUUUUAAUCAACUCAGUGAACAGAGUGGAAUUGUUACAAAGACUGUUAAUUUACUUAUGCUCUAUUUUUGCCCCUUGUCGUUCACUGAAAUUCUCUCAAGAUUUAUCAGUCUCCAGUUAAGAGAAAACUGUAGCUAAGAAAGGUACCUCAAUGAAGCUGUGUUAACAUUUUAAAGCUUGUGUGGAAAGCUAUUAUAAAUUUCCCUUGGGUUUUAAAGUAAAAAAUGUUCAUCCAUUCAUCAGUUGAUCUCAGUUGAAAGUGCAUUCUCAAAUCCUCUUUUCUCUUACCAUCUGUAUAUUUCACUACAAUGUUUUUAAAAUUCAAAGCCACCUUUUUUCCAGCUCCAAUAAUUUUUUUUUUUUUGCUCCAAGCAAUAUUUUUUUAUAAAAACUAAAAUUUUGUUAGGUAAAGCUUUCAGAGUUUCACGACAAGUCCAUUUUCUCUAAUCUUGUGAACAUUAUCUUCUACAUCAAUGUUCUCUGAAUUUUUCUAAUCAAUACUGUGAAAAACUGGCGAUUUUGCUGUUUUGUAUUUACAUGUUAUAUCAUCUUGAAGAUCUAUUGUUACUGUUAACAAUUAAUUUUAAAUAUUACAAUUACGUAUGUAGGGAUUUCUCUCAAUAUGACUAUAAUUUAUUUCUAGUAUUAUAACUCUGCUGUGUUUUUAGUCAUGUAUUGUUUUACUUGUAACCGUCUAAUUCGUGAAAAUAAAUGUAUAUAGCAUCUGA